CUGCAGUUGAACGCAAGGCCAGAAUUACACAAUAUGAUUAAUUGAUUGUCGCGUCUCCACCGCGCCGAGCCGCUUUUAAAGUUAUUCCCCACAUCAGCUCCCUUUGACGCCGUCCCAUCGGCUUAAGACAACACGUCUGGAUAAAGCCCAUCGAUACUGGCUCUGAUAUGGAUCUUGCUCAAAAACCCGACAAUUCUCCAGCACAGCGUGCUGAGGGCAAGCCAAUCGCGACUGGGUCCACGUACCUCCAGCAUCCGAUCUGGAGCCUCGCCGGCUUAUUCUUAGCUUGGAAGCUGUUUCUCUUCGUAGUCGUCGUCAAUUGCCCCGGCUUAGGCUAUGACGCCUCGACAAACCUGCUGACCGUCUCUGAGACAGAUGAGCCUGUCGCGUCACUGGCAAGGAUCUUGAAGUUCGUGCGAUGGGAUUCCAUCUAUUUCGUUCGCAUUGCCGAGCGGAACUACCUUUUCGAGCAAGAGUGGGCAUUUCCCUAUGGCCGCGUGCUACGUAGCUUGACCUCUGCUCUCGGUCGGUCAGGUCGCACUAUCCACCCACCAGAAAUCGCAGUCAUUGGUAUUUUGCUCUCACAUAUAAGCCACUUUCUGUCUGUUCUGGCGCUCUUCAGUCUUAGCAACACUGUUCUUGGCCAUGAGACGUCCCGCCAAAGGGCUCUAUGUUUCGUUUCUGCUGCUCUCCAUGUCAUCUCUCCGGCGGGUGCUUUUCUCUCGGCCCCAUACGGAGAACCGGUGUUUUCAUGUUUGAACCUCUCUGGAUUCUACGUAUACGCGUUGGCUAUUUUCGCUGAACAGACCAGAAACUACAGCCGGCGAGACUUGUACUUUAUCGUUGCAGGUGUUUUAUUUGCUGGGGCUACUCUGAUUCGCGGCAAUGGGAUCCUAAGUGGCAGCCUGUUUGCUUACGAUGCUGUUCAAGGAGCGAUUUCAGCUUUGACUGGAGGACUUUCGUUCGGCCUAAUACGUCGGACAGUAUAUGUGGUCAUCGGGGGCAGUAUUAUUGCACUCGCAAUGGUUGUACCUCAAUACAUUGCGUUUCAAGAAUAUUGCCAAACAAAUCCAGAUACGGUACGCCCAUGGUGUGGACGGCUUUUGCCCAGCAUCUACACCUGGGUUCAGGCUCAUUACUGGAACAACGGUUUCCUGAGAUACUGGACGAUUUCUAACCUGCCACUAUUUCUUCUCGCAGCUCCUAUCCUAUCGAUCAUGUUCUACUCGUCCAUGGUGGCGCUCUGGGGACGCCUAGGGCAGUCUUCCUCUGUGUGCUGGAGUCACGUGCCCCAGGAAACGAUACUUCGACGGUCCAUUGUGGUUCGCCUUGCGAUUCCGCAGGGGAUACUGGCCGUCAUGGCAUUUACCAGCUUUCAUGUGCAGAUCAUCAAUCGGAUCUCCUCUGGCUACGCGGUGUGGUACUGGUACUUGGCCUCGGUUGCAUUUGAGUCUCCAAGCCGACGAGCAUUCGGCGUGAUCGUGCAGGCGAUGGUAAUGUACGCUGGGAUCCAAGCUGUUCUUUAUGGAUCUUUCCUGCCACCGGCCUAGCGGGAAAAGCGAAGGGGGCUAUUAAUAAAAAUGAUAAUAAAAAUGAUGUCGUCUGAUACUGUUCUUAAGAUUGCGCGUCACAGUGGUGCCUGUCGACUCUGUGCCAAGACAAUGCAAGCACGGACUGGAAUUUGCAUUUGGCCCCGGACAAGCUCACCGAGCAGCAGGCCGACUAGGCAGUAGAGGACGCGAGAGCACAAAUGCAAUAAUCAAUAAUUAUAUAAGGGAGACAGACACAGGCAAACAAUCGCAGAGCGCCUCUCCUGUCCGUGUUGCUAGA
Messenger RNA from Talaromyces proteolyticus, 1830 nucleotides. Its product is annotated as DUF409 domain protein. Bases 168 to 1550 code for a protein of 460 amino acids. The transcript is spliced from 3 exons. Gene Ontology annotation, cellular component: endoplasmic reticulum membrane; mannosyltransferase complex. The record is from RefSeq and is a predicted model, not a curated record. Gene Ontology annotation, molecular function: GPI mannosyltransferase activity; alpha-1,6-mannosyltransferase activity. Lineage: Eukaryota; Fungi; Ascomycota; Eurotiomycetes; Eurotiales; Trichocomaceae. Gene Ontology annotation, biological process: GPI anchor biosynthetic process.